AUCCUUAUCCUUAGUCAUAUGAAUUGUAAGAAUGAUUGGAGAGAUUAAACUCUAAAACACAAAAAUAAACAAACAGAUUAUGUCAUUUUGUACAAAAUAAAAAUAGUAAAUAAGUUUGUCUUUAAAUGAAGUACAAGCGAAACGACAUCGUUUAAGUGAUCACUUGUAGUUAAACCCUGUGUUGUCUUCUUGUUCUAGAAUCUCUUCUUCCUUCACCAUUUCUGAUUCGACAUGGCGGCUUUCUUAAGAAGAUUCGCAAACUCAACUCCGAUCGCAUUCGCCGCCCAAUCCAAAUCCUCCCGUACUAAUUUCCACCUACCCUUCACCGCUAUCGCCGCCAUUUCCGGCGGAUUCUCAUAUCUCUACUACUCUUCCUCUCCCAAUCUGGUUCAUUCAGAUCAAAUCGCUGAAGAGGAUAUUAAACCUCAAAAUAUCGCUCUGGUUCCUGAUAAAUGGGUUGAAUUUAAGCUGCAAGAUACUGCCAGGGUCAGUCAAAAUACCAACUUAUACAGGUUUUCAUUUGAUCCCACUAAGAAGUUGGGUUUGGAUGUUGCUUCUUGCAUUGUUACAAGGGCUCCAUUGGGACAAGAUGCUGAAGGAAAACCAAAAUAUGUCGUUCGUCCGUAUACCCCUAUAUCAGAUCCAGAAUCCAAGGGAUAUUUUGAUUUGUUAAUCAAGGUGUAUCCUGAAGGAAAAAUGAGCCAGCAUUUUGCAAGCUUAAAACCAGGUGAUGUGGUUGAAGUGAAAGGGCCCAUUGAAAAGUUCAGAUAUACUCCUAAUAUGAAGAAGAGCAUUGGCAUGAUUGCUGGUGGCUCAGGAAUUACUCCUAUGCUUCAGGUAAUUGAAGCUAUAUUGAAGAAUUCUGAUGACAAAACUCAGAUAUCAUUGAUUUAUGCUAAUAUCUCCCCAGAUGACAUACUGCUUCAACAGAAGCUUGACAUUCUAGCAGCAAGCCACCCAAACUUAAAGAUAUUCUACACCGUAGACAAUCCAACAAAAAAUUGGAAAGGAGGUGUAGGUUACAUAUCGAAGGAUAUGGUUGUGAAAGGCUUACCUGCUCCUAGUGAUGAUACUCUUGUACUUGUUUGUGGUCCCCCUGGGAUGAUGAAACAUAUAUCCGGUGAAAAGGCCAAGGACUGGACACAAGGAGAGGUAUCUGGGAUACUCAAAGAAGCUGGGUACACUGAACAAAUGGUUUACAAAUUUUGAGAAAUUUUGGUUUCUAGCAUGUGAAGCAUGCAUAUCAAGCACAAAUUGAUCGUAACUUCACAAAGUAGUUUUCAGAAGAAAAACAGUUAGCUGCAGAUGAAAUUUUUAGCAUGAAAUAAGUCUAGAAUUUGCAGAGCAUAUAGAGAAUUGUUGAUUGUGCAAGUGCCUCCUGAAUUUUUUAAAUUUUGUGGCGUGGAUGUCAAUAAAGAGUAUUAUGUGGGGAUAAACUUCUCCCACUCACUUGUCUUCUAAA
Trifolium pratense (red clover) is the source of this 1462-nucleotide messenger RNA. Its product is annotated as NADH-cytochrome b5 reductase-like protein. Bases 232 to 1209 code for a protein of 325 amino acids. Lineage: Eukaryota; Viridiplantae; Streptophyta; Magnoliopsida; Fabales; Fabaceae. Gene Ontology annotation, molecular function: cytochrome-b5 reductase activity, acting on NAD(P)H. The record is from RefSeq and is a predicted model, not a curated record. The transcript is spliced from 13 exons.